CAGGGCAGUGAACAGAGGAAGCUGUGUAAAGAGGAAGGCUUGACUGAGGUUGCAGGCACAUGAGGAGUGUGCAGUCUGUACUUUAGGUCUGCUCUUAAUGUCUGCAUCAUGGGUUUGCUGGACUUUACUGCUUCUCAGCAGUGGCCUGACACAGGCUCUGGAUGGGGGGAUGCUGUACCCCAGAGAGACCCCUAGUAGAGAGCUAAAGGAGCUCAAUGGGAUCUGGAGCUUCAGGAUUGACAAGUCCCCACAGAGAGAUGAAGGCUUCCAGAAGCAGUGGUACAAAAGGCCACUUAGAGAGAGUGGUCCCGUGAUAGACAUGCCAGUGCCCGCCAGCUUUAAUGACAUCACUCAAGACAUCACCUUGAGGGAUUACAUCGGUUGGGUCUGGUAUGAGAAGGAAGUUGUAUUCCCAAGACGUUGGGUAGAAGACAAAUCUUCAAGAGUUGUGCUACGAGUUGGAAGUGCCCACUAUUUCUCUGUUGUUUGGGUUAAUGGAGUCCAGGUGACGCAACAUGAAGGAGGUCAUCUUCCCUUUGAAGCCAACGUAACCAGCCUCUUGAAGGGUGGCGUGGGUUCUUCCUGCCGUAUUACUAUCGCGGUUAAUAACACCCUGACACCAACUACUUUACCCCCUGGGUCCAUCAAGUACAUGCAAGACCCACAAAUGUAUCCUGAAGGCUAUUUUAUCCAAAGUAUAGAUUUUGAUUUUUUUAACUAUGCUGGUAUUCAUCGUCCUGUGCUCCUGUAUACAACUCCUCUGGUUUAUAUAGAUGACAUCACAGUUAUUACAGAUGUCAGUGGUGACACAGGAUUGGUGAACUAUGAAGUUGUUGUAGUUGGCUCCGAUUAUUAUUCUGUAUCAGUAACUCUACGUGAUCAGGAAGGACAAGAAGCAGCGACUGGACUAGGUGCUAUAGGACAGCUGAAAGUAGGAAACGCCAAACUUUGGUGGCCUUACCUGAUGAGUGAAAAUCCUGGAUACCUUUACACUCUAGAGGUUAAGGUGAAUGCCGAUACCGAGAAAGACCUGUUGGAGGAUGUUUAUAUUUUGCCUGUGGGAAUAAGGACCGUACAAGUCUCUGGUGAUAGAUUUCUCAUAAAUGGCAAACCAUUCUACUUCCAUGGAGUCAACAAGCAUGAAGACUAUGAUGUUAGGGGUAAGGGGUUGGACUGGCCCCUAAUCAUAAAGGAUUUUAACCUGUUGAAGUGGCUUGGGGCAAACUCCUUCCGUACUAGCCAUUACCCAUAUGCAGAGGAGAUCAUGGACCUUUGCGAUAAAUACGGCAUUGUGGUGAUUGAUGAAUGUCCUGGAGUAGGCAUUAGGCAACCAGAAAACUUUGGAAACCAAUCACUUCGCCACCAUUUAGUUGUCAUGGAGGAGCUGGUGCGCAGGGAUAAAAACAGACCGUCAGUGGUUAUGUGGUCCGUUGCUAAUGAACCGGCCUCCCAACUCCCACCUGCUGGAUAUUAUUUCAAGACUGUGAUUGCUCACACUAAAGAACUUGACCCCACCAGGCCUGUAACUUAUGUGUCCAAUGCCCCGUAUAACAAAGACCAAGGGGCUCCAUAUGUGGAUGUAAUAUGUGUGAAUAGCUACUUCUCCUGGUACCACGAUGCCGGCCAUCUAGAGGUGAUUCAAAUCCAGCUUAAUAACCAGUUUGAGAAAUGGUACGACAUGUACCAGAAGCCCAUUAUACAGAGUGAAUAUGGAGCGGAUACAAUCCCUGGAUUUCACAGUGACCCCCCAUUAAUGUUCACUGAAGAAUACCAGAGUUUGGUGCUAAAAAACUAUCAUUCAGUGCUUGAUGAAAAGAGGAAGAAAUAUGUCAUUGGUGAACUCAUAUGGAAUUUUGCAGAUUUCAUGACAGCACAAACCGUCACCAGAGUUGUGGGGAACAAGAAAGGCAUCUUUACUCGACAGCGCCAACCCAAGUCAUCGGCCUUCAUUUUGCGGGACAGAUAUUGGAGGCUGGCUAACGACAAAGGCUAUAUGUAUCAGAACCCUAGGUAUUAAAUAUUUUAAUCUCUACCUCACAGGAAUAUUACAUGGUAGGUUUACAGAGGAAGGCUCUCUACUGUUUGUGACCAAGUUUGGUUUUAGGUAAACCUUAAAGAUCGAAAGUGCCAUGUAAGUGCCUUAAAAAUUUACAGGGAAUACUUUGUACACUUGCAAGUGUAUGUUUACUUCAUCAAAGCAUGAUGGAUAAAUGGUUACUGUUAAAUCUGUAACAGAUACUCCAAUAUAUUGGACGUGGCCAUCUUGUAAAGCUGUUUUUUGUUUGUUUUUGUUUACUUAUGUAUUUCCAUGUUGGGAAAAUAACAUUCAUUUCCUUGCAUGUCACCCUUCGUGAUAUGGAACAUAUAUAACUGAAUUUGCAUAUAAAUUACAUUUUUUGAA
Spea bombifrons (plains spadefoot toad) is the source of this 2401-nucleotide messenger RNA. RefSeq names its product glucuronidase beta (gene GUSB). Bases 98 to 2017 code for a protein of 639 amino acids. Gene Ontology annotation, molecular function: beta-glucuronidase activity; carbohydrate binding. The record is from RefSeq and is a predicted model, not a curated record. Gene Ontology annotation, biological process: glucuronoside catabolic process; carbohydrate metabolic process. The transcript has 12 exons. NCBI's taxonomy places the organism in Eukaryota, Metazoa, Chordata, Amphibia, Anura, Pelobatidae.